CCUCCUCCACUCCACACCGCACCAGGGUCAUCAUCUCAUCCCCCACCUCGUCUCCCUCUUCAGUCUCCAACAACCGCCUGGACCUCCCCACCACCAUCGCCCAAGCCUGCCAUCGCCACGCCGCGAAUGGAGCUCCUCGACAUGGUGCCCGCGGACGCCAUCGCGCUCCGCCUCUACUCCCUCCCCGCAGCGGCGGCCGCCGCCGCCGCCUCGCUCUACUACGCCUGGCUCGUCGCCGCGCUCGCAGCCGCCGUCGGCCUCUGGCGCAUCUGCGCGGUCGGCGCCGGCGUCCGCAGAGCCAGCGCCGCCGUCGUCGGCGAAAAGCCGCAGGCCCCGCAAGCGGGCCAGCCGUCGCCCGCCGUUGAGGAGCCGCUGCCGGCGGCGCGGGCGCCCGAGCCGGCUGAUGACGCGGCGUCCCGGAGCGAGCCGAGCACGCCGUCCAAGGUCCGGUUCACGGCGUACUACGGUGUUUCCGGAGGCGACGGCGGCGGAGUGGUGGACGGCGUCUGGAAAUGCUCGGACGAGGACGAGGACGACGACAACGGGGUCGACGGCGAGGUGGAGGCGGUCCUGAGGAGGACGGCGUCGGCGCCGGAGAGAAGAAGGGCCGCGACGGCCCUGGCGGCGGCGCCGUGGGAGGAGAGGGAGAUGGCCGUGAGGCGGAGGGGCGACCUGGGGUGGUAUCGCCACCUCGACAUGGCGGCGCUCGACGGCAGCGUCGUGAGGCUGUGGGACGGCCAGCUGACGGCGUCGCCGAGAGCGCGGAGGAGGAGGGCAGGAUUGGAAUUCCGGUUGUCAUUUUAGAGAUGGCGUCUGGUUAAUCUGUAUAUUGUGGUUGUAGGAGUAAUGGGAUGAUGUUAUUAGGAGGAUAUGGUAAUCUUGCCCCUUGAGAUUGUCAUUAAAGUUAUGGGCUUAUGGCCAAGCCGCCGAGGCCAAAAGGCGAAGAAGGGCUUUUCGUGGCUUUAUGUAGUCCUGUACUCGUGUGAGGUCACAACUAAAAAUAUCAGUGGUAUCUACCAUUCUAA
Messenger RNA from Panicum hallii, 1025 nucleotides. RefSeq lists its product as uncharacterized. The record is from RefSeq and is a predicted model, not a curated record. The coding region runs from base 127 to 804 and encodes 225 amino acids. The transcript has a single exon. Lineage: Eukaryota; Viridiplantae; Streptophyta; Magnoliopsida; Poales; Poaceae.